This is a messenger RNA of Priapulus caudatus, 2500 nucleotides long. Its product is annotated as dnaJ homolog subfamily C member 13-like. The record is from RefSeq and is a predicted model, not a curated record. Gene Ontology annotation, cellular component: endosome membrane; mRNA cleavage factor complex. Gene Ontology annotation, biological process: receptor-mediated endocytosis; endosome organization; regulation of early endosome to late endosome transport. The transcript has 20 exons. The coding region runs from base 110 to 2500 and encodes 796 amino acids. NCBI's taxonomy places the organism in Eukaryota, Metazoa, Priapulida, Priapulimorpha, Priapulimorphida, Priapulidae. Gene Ontology annotation, molecular function: mRNA binding.
GGAAACCACCAUAACAUAAAACUUAGACGUUACAGUUAAUUCGUGUUUUGCGCAGGAAGUAGCUUGAAAUGCAUAUUUGACACAAUCAUAUUUAGAAGAAGCUGCUACAAUGACUUCUAUGAGAGAGAACGAGGAUAUUGCUUGUUACUUCAUCACUAAACAUUCAUGGAAGGGCAAGUACAAGCGAGUCUUCUCAGUAGGAAACAUGGGCAUAACUACUUACAGUCCUAACACACUUGAAAUCACUAACCAGUGGCCGUACAGUGAAUUUGUAGGUAUUGUGCCAAACGUGAAGGCGCAGGGAACCAAUGAGUUUAUAAUCACCAUCAAGAAAGGUGGCAAGAAGACUGACACGAUGAGAUUUUCAACAGACCACAGAGCUGACUUGAUCACUGAAGCCUUAAGGUACAGGGACAACUUUGCCGAAACUCACAAACACAAUCUGAAAUACAAUGCAUACAAGCAUCACUGGUCUGACAAGCGGCUACCAACUCAGCUUGAGGUUGGGCCAGGUUCGUUAGAUCAAGUUGACCUUACAACGGGAAAGGUGCUCUGUUCCUACGACUACAAAGACAUAGAAGCAUUUGUUCAGAUAAGCGACUACCCGGGCGGUUUCGCCGUAUCAUACGGAGGAUUCGGACGGCUGCACUUCUUCGCGUCUGAGCGCAGGGAAGAAAUCUUGCAGAAGUGUAUCGAGCACGCGUCGGCAGGGGUCGGGGUGCAGCUGAGAAUGCCCAAGGACACGUGGGAGUUCGAGCGUUGCCAGCGCAACAAGUUUGGAAAGUUUAGCGACGACGAGUCACUGACGUCGCUGGUCGAGUUUGUCGUGCAGAAAGUCUCCCCUCGUCACAACAAUGAGCACGUGCGGCGGCUUUUGUGUCUCACUGAGACGUGUCUCAUUGAGAGAGAUCCUACCACGUACCACAUCGUUACGCUGAGACCUUUAUGUGAUAUAUUUGCAUUAGUUAGAAGUCAAGGGAAUCCACAGAUGUUUUCUGUUGAGUACGUGAAAGGUCAGGUCAGGUCGUACACAUCUACAGAUAGGGACGCUCUGCUGGCUAGCGUGCUAGAUGGAGUGCGAGCGUCCGGGAAUCGAGCCGUGCACGUGAAGAUGUGCGUGACACCGCGCGGUUAUCGUCUCGGGCCGUUCACGGUGCCCGUCGACGAAGAGGUGGAGAGUGUACACCUGAGGUUCCUGACACAGCCGUAUCCACUCACAAAUUACACGUUUGGUACAAAGGAAGCUCUCUAUGAGAAGGAUGCGUCGGUGCAAGCGAGAUUUCAGAGGAUGAGGGAGGACUUCGUUAAGAUAGGCAUGCGUCGUUCGGUAGAGGGUGUGUUGCUUGUACAUGAACAUGGUCUCCCACACGUCCUACUGCUGCAGCUCGGAACAACAUUUUUUAAAUUACCAGGAGGAGAAUUAAAGACAGGAGAAGAUGAGGUGGAUGGAUUGAAGAGGCUGAUGACAGAAACCCUAGGCAGACAAGAUGGGGUUCAGCAUGAGUGGGUCAUAGAAGAUACGAUCGGUAACUGGUGGCGGCCCAACUUUGAAGCACCCCAAUAUCCAUACAUUCCUGCACAUAUAACCAAGCCGAAAGAACAUAAAAAGCUUUUCUUAGUACAACUCCCAGAGAAGGCAUUAUUUGCUGUCCCAAAGAACUACAAAUUGGUAGCUGCGCCUUUGUUUGAGCUGUUCGACAAUUCUCCAGGCUACGGUCCUAUCAUCUCAAGCCUGCCACAGGCUCUCAGCAGAUCGAAUCAAGAGCAGGGUCUGUUUGCGGAGAACAAGGAGAAGUUGAUCUACACGGCGCUAGCAGCGCUGCUCACGAUGGAGGGCGAUCAGGACAGGAUCACAGGCGAGCAGCUAGAGAACCAGUUCCACGCCUUGCGGCGCCUCGCAGCUUCCAAGGCCGGAUUCGCAGCUUUCACGAAACUGCCUAGGUUUCGGGAGAAGGUCGGGAUGAAGGUCGUGAAGGCAUUGAAGCGAAAAGACGCUGGCGUGGCGCAUGCUGCUAUCGACAUGAUCAACACACUCAUGCAGCCGAUGCACGAUGACUACGAUCUAAGGCAGGAGCAGCUGAAUAAAAGCUCCAUCUUAUCGUCGAAGCUGUUUCUCGAGAAUCUGCUGGAUAUAUUCACAACGUGUGUGGUCAGCGAUAGAGGCUCGCUCGUCAUAUCGGCCAUGUUGGAUUUCCUGACGUUCACGCUGUGCGCUCCGUACAGUGAGACUACUGACGGCACACAGUUCGACACACUGUUAGAGAUGGCGGCCUCGCACGGACGCUGCAUAUUCCGCUUGUUCCAGCAUCCUUCGUUGGCCAUCGUGAAAGGUGCUGGUAUGGUGAUGAAGGCUAUCAUUGAGGAGGGAGAUGCAGAGAUUGCAGCGAAGAUGCAGGAUUUGGCGCUAGCAGAGGGGGCGCUACCGAGGCAUCUUCAUGUCGCCAUGUUCACACUCAGCGCCGACAGUCGCAUGCUCACAAACCGGUACCAGCACCCUUAA